AAGGUGGAGCCAUACCACGGGAGUGAGUGUAAGCCACAGCUGGGAGCUCUAAGACUAGCAUCUCUCUCACACGAGCCAUGGAGGAGGCCCAGGAACUCUUGAAACUGACUCUGGGACAGAGGCUGGAGAAAUGUGUGUUCCGGAUCACACGCAGUGGGCCUAACGGUACUCCCACAACAUCUGAUGGAAAAGGCAAACGGCUUGCGUCGGCACCACAGAAGAAGAAAGGUCCUGGAAGACCUCCGAAAUGUAUUUCAAAACAGUUGCCAACUUCAGCCACAGCACCACUGAGACAUCGGCCAGUGGACCAGUGGGGAUCA
Messenger RNA from Geodia barretti, 320 nucleotides. The record is from the annotation of a GenBank genome assembly. Lineage: Eukaryota; Metazoa; Porifera; Demospongiae; Tetractinellida; Geodiidae.